Messenger RNA from Ruditapes philippinarum (Manila clam), 1230 nucleotides. RefSeq names its product cathepsin B-like. The transcript is spliced from 8 exons. The record is from RefSeq and is a predicted model, not a curated record. The coding region runs from base 162 to 1151 and encodes 329 amino acids. Gene Ontology annotation, cellular component: lysosome. Lineage: Eukaryota; Metazoa; Mollusca; Bivalvia; Venerida; Veneridae. Gene Ontology annotation, biological process: regulation of catalytic activity. Gene Ontology annotation, molecular function: cysteine-type endopeptidase activity.
CCAGAAUACACCAUAUGGCCGUAUUGUAAACGAAUCACACACGUGACUGUCAUGUGACAUCUCAUGUGACAGGUACAGUGUAACUCGUGAUUUCAAAGCUUUUUAUAUGACGAUUUGAACAAUAUCUUAUCACUUUGUGUUGUGAUCUCACUCAGUUCAGCAUGAAGGGUCUAGUGGUACUGUUGUUGGUUGGUGCAGCUUGUGGCUACAGGUUUGACUUCCAUGAUGAUUACUUCAGCGAGGCAUUCGUGAACUAUCACAACAGUCGUGAUGAUGUCUCAUGGAAGGCAACCACAGAUAACUUCAAGAAUGUACCAUACAAGGGUAGGAUGGACUACAUCAAGAGCUUGUGCGGUGCUAAACCAACCCCACCUCACAUGAAACUACCUGCAUUGGACAUCACAGUCCCUAAAGAUCUUCCUGACACUUUUGAUGCCAGAACUCAGUGGCCAAACUGCCCUUCAUUGAAGGAAGUCCGUGACCAGGGAGCUUGUGGAUCAUGCUGGGCUUUCGGUUGUGUAGAGGCUGCCACAGAUAGGUUGUGUACCCAGACAAGGGAAAGGGUUUUGAAGGGCCCGCCCCUUGGCAGUUUUAAAAGAUCUCACCUUUUGUUGCAAAACAUGGGAAAUGGAUGUAAUGGUGGUUUCCUGGAAGGUGCCUGGGAUUAUCUUAAACGUGAUGGUAUUGUCACAGGAGGUCCUUACAACAGUCAUCAGGGAUGUUUGCCAUAUGAAAUUAAAGCCUGUGAUCAUCAUGUUGUUGGCAAACUAGACCCAUGCAAGGGUGACGGUCCAACCCCAAGAUGUUCCAAACGCUGUGAAGAUGGCUACAAUGUCACCUUUAAAGAUGACAAACACCAUGGUAACUGUAAAUCAGAAACCAAAAAACCAGUAAAAAGGCUGCCCUUUUCCCUGUACGCUGACUUCCCAACAUACAAAUCAGGUGUAUAUGAACACAAGUCCGGUGGACCACUCGGGGGUCAUGCCAUCAAACUUCUCGGCUGGGGUAAUGAAGACGGUAAAGAAUAUUGGCUUGUUGCCAACUCCUGGAACCCAGACUGGGGAGAUAGCGGUUUCUUCAAGAUCCUCCGAGGACAAGACGAGUGUGGCAUUGAAUCCAACAUUGUCGCUGGAAUGAUGGAGCUCAAAUAAAAUGUGAUAAAAUUAAACAAUCGAACAUUCCAGAAAAUUGUAUAUUUUUUUAAAAGAAAAAGCAUUGUAUAUUUUUGUA